UCAGCCUUCCUCCUCCUCCUCCUCUUCCCCUCCUUCCUUCCCAAAUAACCGGCUCUUGCUUCUCCUUCCUCCACAAGGAAAGGGUGGGCUGGGCUGGCUUGGUAGAAGAGGAGGAGGAGGAGGGCACAGAGAAAGCGAGAGAAGGGGAGAAGAAUGAGGGAAGCUCUCCAUUAGCUGGAUGAAGAAGAGGAGGAGGAGGAGGAGGAGGAGGCGUCCCCUCACUCAGCAGCCCCUUCCCCCGUGAAGAAGAGCCGGGAAAGGCCCCAGCCAGGAACCACCCCCAGCCCUUCUCUUUCUCCUUCUCUCUCCUCCUUCCCUCAUGGAGAGCCGAGGCCCAGCAGACUGCCUCCCCAGCUCUUUCCUUUCUCCUCCUCCCUUGCUGCCAUUGUAGCCUGAGGAGGGGAGGCCAGGGAGGCCUUUCCCUGCAGCCUGGCAACCCCCCUUCUCGCUCCUGGGGAGGUUUCUGCCCCUUCCAAGCCUGAAGCCCGCCUUUUCCCACGGUGUCUCCUCUCUCUUCCUGCCUUUUGGUCCAAGCCUUGCAGGUUCCCCUUCCCUUCUGGCCUCAGUGUGUGGCUCUCCCUUUCGCCUAAUCCCCUGCCCUCCUCCCUCCUUUCCCUGGCUUGCCCUCCCCGCCUCCUCCUCUCAGGCUUGAACUCGCUUGCCGCCUCCUUCUCAGUCCUCCUCCAUCUCUUGCCAUCCUCUCCUCCCCACCUUGCCUCCCUGGCUGCCUUGGCCAGCGUCUUGCCCAGCCUUAGGAGGGGCCAACCCUGCCUGCCUUGGGUGUCUUUUAGGGGGGAAAGGAGCGCUGGCUGGCCUCCCUCCCCAUGCCUUUGCUGCCUCUGCCGGGUUUGGAUGCUCAGAGGAGGAAGCGGGAAGCCCGCCCAGCUCUUCUGUCUUCGGGGGGAUGCCGGCGGUGGCCGAGGAGGAGAGGAGGCCGAUGACGGCGAGGAUGAGGAUGAUGAUGACUUGAGGCUUGGCUCGGCCAUGGAUGGGAUGACCUGCUUCAUGGUCGCCUUGGCCUGGCUGGUGCUGGCUGCCCGGGGUCCCCCCUGGAGCCUCGCCCGCCGCCGGGAGCUUUGGGAGGGUCGCCCAGGCCUGCUCCUGCCCCUCUUGCUCGCUCUGCCGGCUUCUCUGGCGGGGCCACCGGCAGAUUACAUAUAUUUGGAGCAGCAGAACAUUUCAUCUCUUUUUCCAAGUCAAAGCACCAUGAACAACAUGACGCAUGAAGCCUUAACAAAAAGCACAAUAGAGUCCAAGGCAAAUGAUGUGUUUCCUGAGGGGUUUUUAUCAUCUGUUGCUUCAUCUUCUGAGGUGACCUUUACAAACCAAGAAGGAAAAAGUACCAUCUCAGCUGAACAAAACAUACAAGCAUUGGAUAUUUCAGUAACAAGCAAUGAGGCACUCUUAAGUGAUGAUAGAUUUAUUAGCGCAUUUCCAAAUGCGCAACAGACUCCUUCAUUAAAAUCUUUUACAGAGGACUAUCAUUCAGGUUCCUAUCCAGUGAAACCAACAAAAGUACCAUUACAAACGCUAUUGUUAGCGUCUUCAUUAUCUGUUCAAUCCUCACUGCUUGACUACACGGAAACACUGCAAACAACUUUGCAAAGGGCUGCUUCUGCCCCCCAUGAUUCUUUGCCAUAUUUGAAGCCUUUUGACUUGACUGGUGUGACUCUGACUCCAAGCAGAUACUUGCUCACAUCCCUGACUUACUUAAAUUCUAUGGCAGUGGUGGAUAAAACGGUUGGAAAAGAGAGGGAGAGUUCCCCCUUUUAUGCACUGUCCUCAACAUCUUUGCUUUCUGAUACUACUGAGGAAAGUUCACCCCUAUUUAUGGCACAGAUAAAUGAGGAUACCCAGAUUAUACCAGAUGUUUUAACAAAAAACCUUGAUGCAUACACUGAGAUCCAUUAUAAUAUCAAUAGUAGUGUGACAGGAACUCUCAGUUUAAGGAAUUUGUCUGUUCUGAGCAUUUUAAAGGAAACUCCUAUUUCAAUAGUUAACACAGAGGCUGUUACGUUUUCAACACAUCUUCCUUUUCUUUUUCUCUCUGCUCCCUCAGAUAGAGUACUGACUGUUUCUAAUAAUAUUUUCAGUGAGGAAUUGUUUUCUCAUAAAGCCUCCAGAAGUGCAGCAUCAGUUUUACAUGGCAGUUCAGAAGUAAGAACUCAAGUUGAGCUCGUCAGUGGCUCUACAAGCCCAGUGCCUUUCACUAGACCAUAUGCUUCAUGUUCAUACUGUGACUUCACUUCAGUUCCUUCAGAGCCAUUUUUUUCAGUGCAGCCAUCAGAAACUGAUGUUGGCUCAGGUGAUUAUGUUGAGACUCUGUCAUUCAUGACCUCUGAAAUAAAAGGUGUUACUCCAGUUACAUCAGUAGUUAGUGACCCAUAUGAUGUACAGGAGUCUCCUCCAGAAGUCUUUGAUACUACCUUUCCUUCAAGACCAGUUGUUUCAUUCUCCUCAAGGUUUACAGAAGUCUCCAAGUCAGAUGCUAUGGGAAAUAGCCUUAAAAACGUAAUAUUUACGUCCAUUUCCCCUCCUUAUGCCCAGUUUUCUGGUGUAAUAUCACUGGAGAGCACUUAUGUCAGUUUCCCCAAGUCUGUGACUAAGACAAUUACAUUAAUGUCUAAUAUUGUAGAAGAAGUACAAUUUUCUGUUGCCACAGUUUCUCCUGAAUCUGCUUUCAUUGAAAGUGUGAGCACACCAUCCAUGACAAUCAUGACUUCAAGUCUGUUGGAAACACCUGAAUUUAUGCCAUCAGAGGCUACACAUUUCCCUGGCAAAACAGUUGAGGGUUUCCCCACAGAAGAAUCUGCUGUGUAUAGAUCAGCCAUUCCAUCCAGCCUUUCAUUAACACUUUCUCCCUCUGAGCCAGAUGUCUUGUCACAUUUGUCAUCUGUAAUAGCCACAUCUUUCAUGAUAAUGCCAAGUGAUUUAUCAACAUUUUUACCUCUCAUUUCACCUACAUUCCUUUCAUCAUCUGUGUUUCUUGACAGUUCUCCUACUUGGGGUUCUGCUGAGCUCCCAGCUGUUGAUGUUACAGACAUAGAGACAUCCCAGCCUUUUUCAUGGCAAUCUUUGUUGUUUAAUGCAAGCUCAUUUUCCAUUCCAGUCAUACACAGUUCUGCAACAGUGCCAUCAAGUUUCUAUAUGAACUCCUCUAUGUUCCUGGAACCAUCAUCAAUCUUAGUGAUGGAAUCUGAAUUUCACUUUACCUCAGCUUUCUCAGAAGCUACCUCUCAGUUUGAAUCAUCGUCCUUUGCCAUUGAUGCAAGUGCCCCUAUGCAGGUGCUGCCCACCUCUGUUUUGGAGCCUGUUUUCACCAGCAAUAUCUUGGGUGAUGAACCACAUGUGACCUCAUGGUUCUCCUUACUGCAGACAACCACUGUCUUGGCAUCUUCAUCCCCUUUCUAUACAGCUACUGCUGCUGUCGAGGAAACUGGUGCUACUACUAAUCUCAGUUUGGUUUCCUCUUUCACUGAGUCAGCUGCUGACACACAUUUUUUUACAGCCACCCCUUAUAUCCCCCCAUUGGCUACUGAUGUGAGCAGUCUGAGUGUCUCCUCAACUGAAUUAAUGGGUAUACUGUCGUCAUCUGUACCUAUAGUGAUGUCUUCAUCUGUGAAGCCUUCAUCAGUUGAAUCUGCCAUUCCAGCACAAACUAGUACAACUGAAUUUACCAGCAUGACAACCUCUACUGUUAGCACUUCUGCUAGCAAAACCGGCCAUUCUGAAAUUACCAGCAUUACACCAGGUUUUUCUGCAUCCUCUUCAACCUCUGCUUUGGGUACCACUCCACAAGUUACAAUGGCAACCAUUCCAACUACCACAACUAGACAGUCCUACAUUUGUGAUAUCACAGUUCCUGAAAGAUACUUGGUGACAGCUGCACUGGCCCGGAAAUCUGUAUUAGAAAAUGUCAGCAAAUCCAUCAAAGAAAUCUUGAAAACUGAGUUUAGGAGAAAAGUAGAACUGGAGGUUUAUGGUCUUUCUCCCAAAUUCUCUUUUCUGGUGACCUCAGGCCCUUUUGUUUACACAGCAAUUGCUGUCAUCAAUGUUCUUGUGAAUAGCAGCCUACUUCAUGGUGAAAUACCUCUCAUUUCAUCAUUGCAACUUUCUUUACCUGUUCCAGAUCACAAGUUCCAGGUGCAGACUGUGCUUCAGUUUGUGCCUCAAAGUGUUGAUGUCCGGUUCUGUAACUUCAGCCUGCGCAUUGAAAAAGGACUGACAGUUGCAUUUAUGGAAGUGAGGAAACAUCACUUGGACAAUUCCAACUUCACUAUACAGAUACUGAACAUAACUCUGGGCGGAUUUAGAGCUGUCUUUCGUCAAGGCCCUGUGCAUAUUAUUUUUGCCAUUCGAGACAAACAUGGAUUUUUAAAUGGGUCUGAAGUCAGUGAACUACUGAGAAACCUGUCUGUGGUAGAGUUCAGUUUCUACUUGGGGUUUCCUGUGCAACAGAUUGCAGAACCUGUUUAUUACCCCCAGCUGAACACAUCUCAUCUGAUGAAAUCUUCCUGGGUGAGAACAGUUAUCUUGGGUGUCAUCAACUGGAAAAUUCAAGAGGAGGUUUUCCAGGCUGAAAUGGAGAGGAAGCUGGCCCAAUUGUUAAAUGAGGCCCUGAGCAGAGGGCGGAUAUGGAAAAGGGCAACAUUUGCUGGGAACAACGUUGUUCAGAUUGUGAAUAUGUCACGUUUAGAGGAACCUGACAACCCAGUUAUGCUGGUUUAUUUUGUGGAGGAUCAAGAUGGCGAAAGACUUGGUGCUGUGAAGACAGCUGAUCUGAUUAACAGAGUGGAUAUCCAAAGGGCUGCCAUCAUUCUAGGAUAUCGUAUUCAAGGUCCAGUGGCUCAGCCUGUAGAUAGAGUCAAAGAAUCUCCCCCAGAGUCACAAAACAAUCUUUGGAUUAUUGUUGGUGUUGCUGUCCCAGUAGCCAUAGUGCUGCUUAUCAUCAUCAUUUUGUACUGGAAGCUCUGCCGUACUGACAAACUGGAAUUUCAGCCAGACACAAUGAACAACAUUCAACAACGACAGAAGUUGCAAGCCCCCAGCGUGAAGGGCUUUGAUUUUGCAAAACAGCAUUUAGGCCAGCACAACAAAGAUGACAUCCUGAUCAUACAUGAGCCAACUCCUCUACCGGGACCAAUUAAGGACACCACCCCUUCUGAAAAUGGUGAUCUGCCGAGUCCCAAGACCAAGAUCUCUUCAAAGCCAUCCAAGAAUGUCCGACACAGAGGGAGGGUUUCCCCUUCUGAUGCUGACUCCACUGCAAGUGAACAGUCCAGUGGUCGUGAGACAGGAGAGGAAGCUUCAAGACCACAGACAGCUGUCAAUGAAGUCAAACCCCAUCGAGUCAAUAAGUCAGGAAUAAAUAGAGUGGGUCCUCCACAGAUCAGUAAUGGAACAGAACAACACUCCUCAGCCUCCAUCUUUGAGCAUGUGGACAGAAUGUCACGGUCCUCUGAAGUCAGCAGAAGGGUGCCUAGUAAGAUCCAGUUGAUUGCUAUGCAGCCAAUUGCAGCACCUCCAAUUCAGAAUCAACCGCUUUCUGAUCGAGUAGCAGAAACCAAUAAAAUUAACAAAGAGAUCCAGACAGCCUUGAGGCAUAAAUCUGAAAUUGAGCAUCAUCGCAAUAAGAUUCGGCUUCGAGCUAAGCGGAAAGGACAUUAUGAGUUUCCGAUUGUGGAUGAUAUGGUUAUUAUUGAUACCAAAGAGCAGCAGAGAAUGUAUCGAAAGGCACAGAUGCAGAUAGACAAGAUCUUGGACCCUGGUGGCAACAUGCCUACUGUUUUCAUAGAACCCAGGAAGAGUUCAAGGGCCAAAAGGUCUCCAAAGCAGCGUCGAAGGCAUCAGAUUAAUGGGAGUCCAAUGGAUGCUGACAGAGACCGACUAAUCACCACCGACAGUGAUGGGACUUACAAGAGGCCUCCUGGAGUCAACAACUCUGCAUAUAUUUCUGAUCCUGACCUUCCUGCUGAACCCCAGACAACUUCUUCAACUGAACUGGGGAAGUUCUCAGGCCUUCCUCCUCACACCUCUCAGUACAUCCCUCCUCAGCCGUCCAUUGAAGAGGCCCGGCAGACAAUGCAUUCUCUCCUGGAUGAUGCCUUCGCCCUGGUGGCCCCCAGUAGCCAAACAUCCAGCUCUGCUGCCAUCACACAUCCUGGAGGGUCUGGGGGACAGCCAACAAGCACUCCUGUUCGAACAGCAAGGGACACCCCGAGCAGCCAGUGGGGGUCACCAUAUGGCCAGGCUCACACGGUGAGCAAGCCUAAGUUUGAGUCAUUUCAAAGAUACAUGGAAUUUGGGAUGACUCCUCCAUCAAUGCCAGGCCUGUUGCAAAGGCAAAACCUGGGGCCAGGUUUUCUUCCUCCUGUUGAAUUAAUACAUCCAGACCAGCAGCCAUCUGAUGUUCAGUAUGCCACUAGAGGGAUUUAUCCAGAGGAAAUGCCAUCUGUGGCUCGGCCGCGACCAGUUGGAAGCACUGCAGGUUCUCAGAUACAGCACCUCACUCAGGUGGGAAUUGCUAGCAGGAUCGGAGGUCAACAAGUGGAGAUCCCCUCAGGCAGAGCAGGGCAUGGCCAGCCGGGGGAACCAGGGUGGCCCCCGUAUCGUGGAGAGGAUGAAUAUGCUAGGAGAGAUGCAACACAUAUGCCUGGACCUCAAGAAUAUUCCUCCUCACCAGUAUUCCCGAUGCCGAGGACUUCAGCUCGACAGCCCUCAGCGCCACCUGUUCAGCUUCCACACAGCAACCACCAGGGCCCGGGACAUUGCUACAACACCAGCUCCACUGAGGACCUCCAGCAGCCAGGCCACUCAUCGGCCUCUCUCAUCAAAGCAAUCCGAGAGGAGCUCCUCCGGCUCUCUCAGAAACAGACCAUUGUGCAGAACUUCCACAGCUGAUUUGUCAUGUUCCUUGCAAAUCUGCCAAGUAUCCGCUUCCUGUGGAAGCUGAGACUCACAGGAAAUCAGCAAGAGCCUGUUGUUGUUCUUCUCUCAGAGGAGUGGGCAUGUACAAUACCAGAGAUCAUGGGACAAGUGAAAAAGG
This is a messenger RNA of Sceloporus undulatus (fence lizard), 7045 nucleotides long. Its product is annotated as KIAA1549 ortholog. The transcript is spliced from 21 exons. The coding region runs from base 853 to 6900 and encodes 2015 amino acids. The record is from RefSeq and is a predicted model, not a curated record. NCBI's taxonomy places the organism in Eukaryota, Metazoa, Chordata, Lepidosauria, Squamata, Phrynosomatidae.